Messenger RNA from Amoebophrya sp. A25, 1677 nucleotides. The record is from the annotation of a GenBank genome assembly. NCBI's taxonomy places the organism in Eukaryota, Dinophyceae, Syndiniales, Amoebophryaceae.
UAAGAUGACGGACAUCGGCUUCCUCCCGUCCCCUAUUCUUCCCACAUCAGGCAAUCACCUUCCCAUGGUGUUAAAAGAAUUUCAUUUCCUUUGGUCUUCCUCGGUCUAUCUCAUUAUUCCCUUCGUUUUGUUUUGCGCGUGAGCCUGAGCAGGUACUUCUUCUCGACAUUAAACUGUUCAUUUGUUUUUUAUGGAUACUCCGUCCUAUUUCUGCGCUUUGGUUUGUUUAUUCUACACCAAUGAAUAGCCAUGGCAUAAGAAAAAAAUAUUGAUUUUGAUUUUGGGAAAACUUGUCAUUCUGUCUUUAUCAUAAUGGACACAUGAUCAGAAAUACUGUUUAUUAUGACGUGAAAUCUAAAAGUGGAUCUGAAAUAAUAGAAGAAAUACAAAGAGAUGAUUCUUCUCUCUUGUGAUCGUGAUAUUUCUUCGGAGUACUUCUCUGUAGUAAAAAUCCUAACAAGGAGGAUGUUGAAAACAAGUCAUUCUUGAGUUGUCCGAGUUCUCGGUGUUGGUCUAUGAUUUUUGCAGCAGCAAUCUGGAGGAAGUGCUUCACCACGGACGAGGGCGAGGAUGGAGGAGCAACGUCAAGACGGACAAGUAAUGGGGGAAACAGAGCCUCCAGAAGAUCAAGUUGAGGCACAACAAGAUGAUCAACGUCAACGAGAAUCAUCAGCUGAGCGGCCUACAUCCAACUCUCCUUCCCACCGAGCCUCGCUUACUUCAACAGCAACUUCUUCAUCUACCGAUGGUGGAGACCACAACUCUGCGGGUGGAACAUCGUCCAGGCUCAGUGGCGACACUCGGCUGCAGCGCUUGCAGCGGCAACAAGAUCGGCAGAAUGGAAUCAUGCAUCAAGUGCAGCAGCGGCGAAGGGAGCAGCAACUUCGAUUGUUAUGACGCGUGUAGGGAAUGCAUCUCCUUCUCCAAAGUCAUCCGGACCUCAGAGAAGAUAAGAAAGGGACCCAGAUGCUCUGUGGGAUGCAUUCCCGAGGAUACCUCUAAUAUUGGCCAGAGGAGAGUCACGAUCGAUGUCGCAUAGUGCCGCUUUCGAUAGUAGAGAUCCCGCAGCUCGCUCCAUGCUCACUAGACGUGCAAGUUAUGGCCGUGGGAGCAAUCAGGGAGCAGCUGGAAUAACGGGUAGCGUGUAUAAAAGUCAAAAUUCGGCUGUAGGAGUGGGAGGUGCUGGUCCAGCCGUAGCUUCAUCAAUAGCUGGAGGAGCAAAUCCUGGACCCAAGUCCUCCGUAACAACAACCGCAAUUGGAGGGACAGUGGAUCCCCCAUCGAGUGCACAACAGCACCACCAUCCUCCAGCAUGGUACUCGAAUUUAUCACUCGCGCGUUAUGAGGCAAUGUUCGAGCGAAUUGCGCAAACAUUGAUGCGGAACCAGACUGAGGAUCUGGAGGAGCAGGUGAUCGACGAGAAUCUAAAGUCCGACGAUGAGGUCCAUGACCAUGACGAUGACGAAGACGACGAUGUUAUGAUAUUAAUAUAAUAUUUUGCUUUAUUCAUAAUUCUGCUCAAGUUCAGUCGCAGUAAAUAGUGUUGAGACUAGAUUACAUAGAGGAUACAAAAACAAAAUAAAAGCGUACCACUUGUUACAACUAGUAGAUCAUGUCUGUACUGCAAUUUUUAUCUUGAACAUUGUCUAAAUUCUGCACUGGGAGUUCCGAGGAUGA